UUUUCUCAGUGAUGAUUGAUCGUUUGUUGUGAUUUUUUCUCUCGAUAAUUUGAAGAAUAUUUGAGGAAAAAUGAUCAAAAGAGUAAAAAUCACGGAUUUCAUGUCUGUUAAAUCCGAAAUUUGGUCGGAUUUGGAUCCUAGGAAUAACGUAAUUGCCGGCGUAAAUGGUUCUGGAAAAAGUACAUAUCUGCGUGCAAUAAGAUUUGUCUUGACAAAUGAUUUUCCCUGUACGACUUCCGCGGAAAAAUUUACGAUCCUCAAUGACCCUAAAAAAUUCGCUAGAGUCGAUAUACUUAUAGACAAUGAGGAUAACAGAUUUCAGUUUUAUGCAGAGAUUCUGUGUUUCUCGAGACAACUUGACAUGAAAAAAGAUUUGUAUUUUAUAAAUAAUACGCGAAUUGUCAAAUCUGAAUUUAUGAAGCAUCUUCAAAAGGCCAAUUUCUCAAUAAAACGUCCAAUUUAUAUCGUGCCGCAGGGUGAGGCGAGAAGACUCACCCUAAUAUCGAACGAAGAACGCUUGAAAAUUUUAGAAGAAGUUUCCGGAUACAGGGAAUUCAAAGAGCAAGAAAAUCUCAUAAAUAAGCAAGAAACUGUUCAGAAUAAGUUAAUUGAUAUUAUCGCAGGAGCUCUUGAUAAUUUUGAUGGCAAGCUCGAUUUUUUGAAAGUUGAUGUUUCCGAAUUACAAGAAUUCGAGCGAUUAAAAAAAGAAUCUGGCACUAUUGAGAGAAUUGUUUUGAAUCGAAAACUUCAAAAAAUCGAGAAGAAUUUGAGAGAUUGGGAGGAAAAGGGAAAGAAGAACCGAGGAAAAAGAAAUAACUGGAUGGAUGAUUUUCUCGAGAAGCAAGAAAGAGAAGGAGAACUUUUAACUGAAAUUAAUACGCUAAAUGGUUUUGUGAAGAAGUUGGAAAAAGAGAAAAAGGAUCUCAUUUUUCAAAAAGAAUCUGCUGCAAAUAAAGGAAGUGAAUUGGAGGAUCAGUGUGCAUAUUUUCAAAAAGAAUUGGAAAUAAUUGAGAAACAAGAAAAAAAAUCCGAAGCUGCUCAUCUCAAAAUGAAUGAACACAUACAAAAAAUGAAAGAUGAGCUCCUUUUUAUUAUGCCAACGUACGAAAAAGAAGCCAAAGAACUGGAAAAUUUAGAGAAAGAAAUGGAUUCGAAAGAUAAAGAAGUCGCUGAAAUUUAUGCUAGAAAAGCAAGAGCUCGUCAAUUUUCAAGCAUGGUUGAAAAGGAUAAGUGGAUCGAAAACGAAGUCUCGAAACUUCAGAAUGAAAUCGAGGAAUCGAAGUUUGAAGUUAAGAGACUUGAUGAGAAGAUUGAACAAAUUGAGGAGAAAAAAUCCAAGUUUCAGGAAGAAAUUAAAAAUCUUGAUACACUUUUGGAAGCCCAGAAAUCUGUAAUGGAAUCAGAUAAUAAAAAACUUGCGGAUUUAAAUGAAAAAAUGGCGCUGUCUUCACAAAAAUUAUCAAAUCUUCGGGAUGAACAAAUUAAAAGCGAGGAAGAAUUAUCAAAAAUCGAGUCAGAAUUGGCUCAAGUUAAUGAAAAAUUCAGAAAGACGGUGCCUAAGAAGAUUUUAAAUGGCAUUGAGAGCGUGAAGAAAGUCCUCCAAAUUUUCAGAGAACGAGAGGAAAGUACAAAUGGCUACUUUGGUUUACUGAUCGAUCUUUUUCGAAUCACGGAAGAAAAAGUGAAACUGGCAGUUGAAAAUACAGCAGGAAAUCGUUUAUUUCACUUUGUCGUUGCAACUGACGAAUUGGCGACGAGAAUUGUGGAAGAAAUGAACAAAUUGGAUCUUCCCGGAGAGGCGAAUUUUCUCCCGCUGGAUCGAAUGCGUUUUUUGAAGCUAGAAAGCAAUCCGAAAGACGCUUUUCAGAUGUUGACUUAUCUGGAAUACGAUUUAGAACAUGAUGGCGCCAUAAGAUCCGUUUUUGGAAGAACUUUAAUCUGCAGAGACUUGGAUUCAGCGAAUGAAUACGCAAAGUGCUUUAGUGUUGAGUGCUUAACUCUCUCGGGUGACCAAGUAUUCGGUAAUGGUAAUAUUGUAGGCGGCUAUCAAGAGGAAUCGAAUUCACGUAUACAUAUUUACGAGAAAAAAAAGAAAUUGGAAAUCAAGUCCGAAAGCUUUCAGGAACGCCUCGAAGAGAUUCGGAAACAAAUCAGUGAAGAGAACCAGGGCAAAAUCAGAAUUGAGAAUGAGAAACAAAUUUCGAAUAUUAUUGCAAAACUCAAACUUGCCAAAGACAGUUACGCAGAAAAGAUGACUGAUUUGGAAACUCAAAAAUUGGAAUUGAAUUCCUCACUCGAACAUCUCGCUCACGUGAAAAAAAUGAAAGCUCUCCAUGAGUCGAAAUUAGAAAUUUUGCAAUCGAAAAUUUCUAAUUUGGAGGAGGAUCUGAAUCAAGAUUUGACCUCUCAACUCACAGAAGAAGAAGAGAGACACGUAAUGCAACUUUUGAAAGAGUUGAGUGCUUUACGUAAACAAAUUCGAGAAAAGGAAAAGAUAGUUACUCCCUUAAGAAACAAGAAAGAAAAUGCAGAAAGUUUUUUAAAUGACGAACGAAGAAAUAAGGAAGCAGAAGAGUACGGAGAAGAAAAAAAGUAUUUUAUUUCUCAGCGGGAAGAACUAACGAAGAAUAUUGAGAUCCGAAAAUCGAUGAUUUUCAAUUUAAAUAAAGAAGAUCCUGAUUUCGAAUAUGAAUCUAAGUUGAGAAAUGUUAAUUUAAAUUUAGAGAACGUGAAGAAGAAGAAAAAAAGUUUUGAGAAAGAACUGGAAAAAGUAGUACAAGAAAAGGAGGAGCUUGAGAAAAAAUUAAAAAUUCUUGACCGUUUAAUGUCAGAAAUUGAUACGAAAAUAAAGGAGCUAGAAAAUGAGCGAUCACAGUUCGUGGAGAAAAUUCGCAGUCUCGCUUUUACCAAGUCUGUUUCGAAAAACUUUGAAAAAUUUUCUGCGCUAGAUUUAGAGAGAAAACUCGAAAAAUUGAAUACGAAAAUUCGCAAGAUGAAAGUGAAUCCACGAGCAAGAGAUUUGCUGACAAAAAUCAACAUUUUUAAGGAACCUUUCAAAACAGAUUUAGAAAAUAAUAAUUUGUCGGAGAAUUUUAACCAAUUUCUGUCAGAAUCAGAACAAAUUGCAAAGGAAGUUCUUGCGGAAGAAUUCAGAGAACUCUCUAAGAAUUUUGACAAGUAUUUCAAGCGAUUCGUACCAAUCGGCAGCGGCGAAUUGAAAAAGUGUCCAGCUCACUUAGAAGCUGAUGAAACAUUCACCGGAAUUGACGUGACUGUUUCCUUUUCUGGACAAGAGAAGAAAAAUCUGAAAUCCUUAUCAGGAGGAGAAAAAAGCAUUGUCUCUCUGGCAUUAAUUUUUGCUAAUUCGAUAAAAAAUCCUCCACCCUUUUACAUUUUUGAUGAAGUCGAUGCAGCGCUUUCGGAAACGAAUGUAAAAAUUCUUGCUGGAAUCAUCAACGAAAUCAAGUGGCAGACUCAAAUUUUCACUUCAACUUUCAAUCCCAGAAUGAUGCAACAAGGUGACAAUCUGUACAAAGCCAUUAUGAAAAAUAAUGUUUCCCAUAUUCGACGCGUCGAUUCAGUUGGACAUCUUCUGGCAUAAAUAUUAAUUU
This is a messenger RNA of Belonocnema kinseyi, 3611 nucleotides long. RefSeq names its product structural maintenance of chromosomes protein 3-like. The transcript has 19 exons. The record is from RefSeq and is a predicted model, not a curated record. Gene Ontology annotation, biological process: mitotic sister chromatid cohesion. Gene Ontology annotation, molecular function: ATP hydrolysis activity; cohesin loader activity; double-stranded DNA binding. Gene Ontology annotation, cellular component: chromosome. Lineage: Eukaryota; Metazoa; Arthropoda; Insecta; Hymenoptera; Cynipidae. The coding region runs from base 71 to 3601 and encodes 1176 amino acids.